Cylicocyclus nassatus is the source of this 519-nucleotide messenger RNA. The record is from the annotation of a GenBank genome assembly. Lineage: Eukaryota; Metazoa; Nematoda; Chromadorea; Rhabditida; Strongylidae.
AUGACUCGCUUCACUCCUUUUCACUUCAUCAUCGUUGGUAUCAUGGCCGUAAACAACAACGAUGUUCUUCAACAUAGCAAUGACACCGUUUUACUACCGAUGAUUGGCGAUGAUAAAAUAGAAGAAUUUUUAGAGAUAAUAAAAGUUGUAAGGAAUAGAACCCUCUCAAAAGAGGAGCGCUUGCAGGAAAUUGGACCUCUUCUGCACAACUAUACUGAUAGGAUCACAUUGGAGACAAUAGGUAAUCUCACUGAUCUGCAUGAUUUCAUCAUGGAACGCGUUGAAAACGCUUCUGCAAGAGUGAAAGAAGUAUUUCACAAAAUUUACGAUUUGACUGCAGAUAUUGAUUUUGACAGGAAAAGUCAAGCUGAACAAGAUAAAGAGGUGGACAAACUUUACGACAGUCUCAGUGAAGCAGAAAAGAAUGAAGUCAAGGAGCUGGAAGAUCUACAUGAGCAAAAAGCGAGAGAUCUCGGAGUUGAAGAACUUCUUGGAUCUUUGCCAGACGAUACGGAUUGA